CUUUCAAAGCAUUACUAUCGGUUUACGACAAGACCAACCUUCUCGAUCUCGCAAGCGGGCUGCAUAGCGCCGGCGUGCGCCUCCUCGGCUCUGGCGGUACCGCGAAGAAGAUCAGAGAGGCGGGCAUUCCUAUCGAAGAUGUUUCGGACAUCACGAAGGCCCCUGAGAUGCUCGGUGGUCGGGUAAAGACCCUGCACCCCGCAGUUCACGGAGGUAUCCUUGCGCGUUCCAUUCCCUCGGACGAGGCGGACCUCAAGGCGCAGGACAUCUCGCCCAUCUCGAUCGUUGUCUGCAACCUGUACCCGUUCACAGAGACCAUUGCAAAGCCGAGCUGCACGCUCGCUGACGCCGUCGAGGAGAUCGACAUUGGCGGCGUCACUCUGCUCCGCGCCGCCGCGAAGAACCACGCCCGCGUCUCCAUCCUCUCCGACCCGGCGGAUUACGCGGAGUUCCUCGCCGCCUGGAAGGAGAGCAAAGGCGACAUCAGCCAGGCUAUCCGCAGCAAGCUUGCCUUGAAGGCGUUCGAGCAGACGGCCAAAUAUGACGACGCGAUCAGCGGGUACUUCAGGCAGCAGUACGCGUCCUCAGACCUACCGGCUGAGCAGCUGGCGGGCCCCGUUCAGCGCACGGCCCUCCGCUAUGGCGCGAACCCGCACCAGAAGCCCGCACAGGCUUUCGUAACGGAGGGAGAACUGCCUUUCAAGGCGUUGUGCGGUUCCCCUGGAUACAUCAACCUUCUCGAUGCACUCAAUUCAUGGGGGCUCGUCAAGGAGCUUUCGGAGGCGCUGAACCUUCCGGCGGCCGCAUCGUUCAAGCAUGUUUCGCCCGCGGGCGCUGCCGUCGGUCUUGAGUUGAACGAAGUGGAGAAGCAGGUGUAUGGUGUGGAUGAUCUAAAGGAGCCGUUGACUCCUCUUGCAUGCGCAUAUGCUCGUGCUCGUGGUGCUGACCGCAUGUCCUCCUUCGGCGACUUCAUUGCCCUGUCCGCACCUUGCGACCUCGCAACUGCGCGCAUCAUCUCACGGGAGGUCUCGGACGGCAUUAUUGCACCGGGCUACUCGCCCGAAGCCUUCGAGGUCCUCAAGAAAAAGAAGGGCGGCAAGUACUGCGUUCUCCAGAUCGAUCCCGCGUACACGCCCUCGGAAAUUGAAACGCGCCAGGUGUACGGCGUGUCCCUGCAGCAACGUCGUAACGACGCGAAGAUAGACGCGAGCCUCUUCUCCAACAUCGUGACUAAAAACCAAGAGCUCAACAGCCAGGCCGUGACAGAUCUCAUUGUCGCGACGCUCGCGCUCAAGUACACGCAGUCAAACAGCGUCGCGUACGCGUACCGCGGCGCGACGGUCGGCAUCGGCGCGGGCCAGCAGUCGCGCAUCCACUGCACGCGUCUCGCGGGCACGAAGGCGGACCUCUGGUGGCUGCGACACCACGCGCGCGUGCUCGCGCUCCCGUUUAAGAAGGGCGUGAAGCGCGCGGAGAAGGCGAACGCGAUCGACCUCUUCGUCGCGGCCGAGCCGCUCGCGGGCUCCGAGCGCGCGCAGUGGGAGGCGCUCUUCGACGCGCCGCCCGUGCUGCUCACGGAGGAGGAGCGCGCGGCGCACAUGGCGCAGCUCGACGGCGUCGCGUGCUCGAGCGACGCGUUCUUCCCGUUCCCGGACAACGUGCACCGCGCGCGGCGGAGCGGCGUGCGCUACCUGGCUGCGCCGAGCGGGAGCGUUAUGGACGCGGAGUGCAUCAAGGCGGCGGACGAGCACGAGAUCGUGUUCGCGCACACCGCGCUGCGGCUCUUCCACCACUGAGCGGGCCCUGGCCUCGCCCGUCCCCUGGCCGCGGGAGCGAUCGGGCCCCGGAGGGCGAAUAUUUGCUAUGGGUCGUUAGCCCGAUGCGCCGCCAGAACAAAAGAGUUGUGGACGGGGGCGGAGGGACUCAGACCGGCGGUGGGAGGCCCAUGGGGUCAAAAUAUUGACGGGCGGGUUUCCGAUGGGAAGCGGCGACCGCGUUCUUAGAAGUCAGCUCGAGAAAUCUGUUGUAUCAGCACACGUAAAGCAGGCCAUGGCAUGAGAGGUUCAU
This is a messenger RNA of Trametes versicolor FP-101664 SS1, 2067 nucleotides long. Its product is annotated as bifunctional purine biosynthesis protein ade10. Gene Ontology annotation, biological process: 'de novo' IMP biosynthetic process. The coding region runs from base 168 to 1796 and encodes 542 amino acids. Gene Ontology annotation, molecular function: IMP cyclohydrolase activity; phosphoribosylaminoimidazolecarboxamide formyltransferase activity. Gene Ontology annotation, cellular component: cytosol. NCBI's taxonomy places the organism in Eukaryota, Fungi, Basidiomycota, Agaricomycetes, Polyporales, Polyporaceae. The transcript has 7 exons. The record is from RefSeq and is a predicted model, not a curated record.